Erpetoichthys calabaricus (reedfish) is the source of this 3504-nucleotide messenger RNA. It is a transcript of the gene rcor3, whose product is annotated as REST corepressor 3. Lineage: Eukaryota; Metazoa; Chordata; Cladistia; Polypteriformes; Polypteridae. The record is from RefSeq and is a predicted model, not a curated record. The coding region runs from base 139 to 1764 and encodes 541 amino acids. The transcript has 12 exons. Gene Ontology annotation, molecular function: transcription corepressor activity. Gene Ontology annotation, cellular component: histone deacetylase complex; transcription regulator complex. Gene Ontology annotation, biological process: negative regulation of DNA-templated transcription; regulation of transcription by RNA polymerase II.
AUACUUGACAGAGUGACAGUGCUGCGCAGAAAGGGGAGUUGUUUAGGGAAAGCGUGCCGAGUCACAUUAAUAAUUCGCCUUUUUUUCUUGUAUAUUUUAAUUACUUAAUUUAAUAAAUAAAUACAUGACGAUUUGAUCAUGCCGGGGAUGAUGGAAAAGGGUCCAGAAUAUCUGGGAAAAGGACGAUCAAAUGGGACAAAAAGCCCUUCCAACGCUUCUAAUGGACAUUUUUCCGAGGAGAGUGGCAGCGACGAGGAACACGAUGUGGGAAUGCGCGUGGGAUCGGAAUAUCAAGCGACUAUCCCUGAAUAUGAUCCCGGUGCUACAAAAUACAGUGAUAAAGAAAGUGGGGGGAUGUUGGUGUGGUCUCCAUUUCACACUAUUGCUGAUGCUAAAUUGGAUGAGUACAUUGCGAUUGCAAAAGAAAAGCAUGGCUAUAAUGUAGAGCAGGCUUUGGGUAUGUUGUUUUGGCACAAACACAACAUUGAAAAAUCACUUGCAGACCUUCCAAACUUCACCCCUUUUCCAGAUGAGUGGACGGUAGAGGAUAAAGUGUUGUUUGAACAAGCUUUUAGCUUUCAUGGGAAAAGCUUCCACAGAAUUCAACAGAUGUUACCAGAUAAGUCAAUUUCAAGUUUAGUGAAAUAUUAUUAUUCAUGGAAAAAGACAAGAUCCAGGACAAGUCUAAUGGACCGACAGGCAAGGAAACUGGCGAAUCGUAGUACUCAUGAAGAAAGUGAUGAAGAAAUGGAAGAAGCAAACCCGAAUGAAGCCAAUGACAGUGAUUACGAUCCAAGUAAAGAAACUAAAAAGGAGACUCAUUCUGAGCAACCUGUCCAGACUAGUAAGAUUGGGUUAGGAAGACGAGAAUACCAGAACCUACAGCAUCGCCACCAUUCACAGCGCUCUAAAUGUCGCCCUCCUAAAGGCAUGUACCUUACUCAAGAGGAUGUGGUGGCCAUUUCCUGUAGUCCAGGUGCUGCAAACACAAUUCUUAGACAACUGGACAUGGAGCUGGUUUCAUUAAAACGACAGGUCCAAAAUGCUAAGCAAGUAAACAGUGGUCUGAAACAGAAGAUGGAAGCAGGUAUAGAUGACUACAGACUGCCUGAGUGUAACCAGAAAAUAAAUGCCCGAUGGACUACUGAUGAACAGCUUCUUGCAGUUCAAGGUGUCCGAAAAUAUGGGAAAGACUUCCAGGCUAUUGCUGAUGUUAUCGGUAAUAAGACCGUAGGUCAGGUAAAAAACUUCUUUGUGAACUAUCGUCGCCGAUUUAACUUGGAGGAGGUGCUGCAGGAGUGGGAGGCAGAACAGGGAACUCAGGCCCCCAACGGUGAAACUGCUACCUCAGGGGAGGAUGGGAAGAAUGCUUCCAACACCCCAUCAGGGAAAAGUACCGACGAAGAGGAAGAGGAGGCUCCUGUAAGCACAGCUUCUGGACCAUCACCACCAGCUCAGACGUCUUCUGCUGCUCAAACAUCUCUAACUCCUUCAUCUUUAAUAAACCAGCCCCCCCCACUUCUACGGCCUUCCCUUCCGGCAGCACCAGCUCUCCAUCGGCAGCCUCCUCCACUUCAACAACAGGCACGGUUCUUGCAGCCAAGACCCACUCUAAACCAACCACCUCCACCAUUGAUACGUCCUGCCAAUUCAAUGCCCCCACGUCUGAAUCCAAGGCCAGUUAUUCCAAUAGUUGGCGGUGGACAGCAGCCUCCCACGUUGAUCGGAAUUCAGGCUGAUGCACAGUCUUCCUCCCUGCACUAAAUAAGCUGCAAUUUAAACUCUAAAGAAAAUGGAAAAAAGAACUUUUGCACAUUGUGAGAAAGCUAACUUAUCAGUUUGCAUUAUGUUUGGUGCAUAUUUUAACAGUUAAAGAAAGUGAUUUUUUAUUAUUUUUGAGGGCCCAUGUUUGGUGGAAUAGAAUAUUUUUCUUUCUGUACAAAGCAAAAUAUGUCAAAACUGCAUAUAAAAACUGUAUAUACAAGACAAAUAACAGACAUGACGGAAACAUGUUUGAAGUGAAACAGUUUUCAAUCUGGCCAAUACAUAUUGAUGACAUCUUAUUUUAAAUGAAAGGAUAAGUAUCUGUUACAUGUGUAUUUACAGAUUUAGCCAAAGUUACCUGCUUAACUACCAAAAGCAUUUCUUUUUUAAUUUUUCAGAGUUUGUUUUUUGUUGCACCACUCAGAAACCUGUUAUACGGAGACACUAAAAAUUGUUUCAUUGACUACUAUGAAGUAUUGGAACAGUCUUGUUCAUCUGGAGUGCAUUACUUUUGUAUGGAAAGGAAUUACCAUUUAUUUUUUUUUCUGUGGGCAUUUGGUAGUUCCAAGCAUAUGUGCUAAAUUUCUUUUAAAAUGGCUCAGUUAAUUAUUGUAUUAAAAGUGUUAUUUUUCUUUGUUACAGAACUAAUCAUUAUCAGUCAUGUGUAUAUAAGCAUUUAUUUAUUUUUCUAUUUGGUGCUAUUAACUUGAGUAUUUUUGCAGAUGUGCAGAAUAUUUAUUGCUGUAAAAGUGCACUUAAGUCCACAGACGUGAUGAAAACAUAUGGAAAGAACUUAAGUUGCUAUUGUUAAAGAGAAGUAACAAUAAUGAAGUAUUGUUUGAUUAGCUCUCCAAAUGUUGACAUAGUAAACAAAUUAUAAAGUAGAUUGAUACUGUGGAUUAUAAAAUGUUAAGUCAAAAUCAUUUUGAAAUUAGAUUAAAAGGGAGCAAAACAUGUAUUAAAAAAUAACCGUUAUUUUUAAAAGGUGUGUGAAAGUGGGGUUCCUUAACAUUCCCCAUCUUACAGUAGUGUAUGUUUCCAUGUGUUAUUUUUUAGAAACCAAGCUAAAUGGAAGCUGCAAGUGCAUUAAUACUGUAUGUAGAAUCAGGUCUUGUCUGUGUCUCACUGUCAAUGUUCAAAGUUUCUCUGCAUUGGAUAGAUUGGCACGUAUUUUCAUUACUGGUAGUUUAAGAUAAAGAUUCAUUACUGGUAGUUGAUAAAGGUGCAUUGGACUAGGGGUUUGCAUUUAAAACUAUGUGUUUUAUUAAUUUAUUAUCAUUAUUUUUGUAAUGCUACAGCUAGAGGGUUUUCUAGAAGGUAUAUAACAAAGUAGUAAAAGUAAAGCUAAAAGAACAAAUGCUUCAGAGAGCACCUGUCACUGCUGUUUAUCGUAGUUCUGGGGUCAAGAGUCUUUUGUUUUGAGACAUUUCCCAUGUUAGUUUUACCUGCUGUGAUCUGUAUUAAAAGAAUAUGAAAUGGCAGUGACUGCUUUAGUGGUAUGAUUAGAUUUUAAUAAAAAAGCAUGAAACCUGCUGAUUAUUUCAGUAUGUGAUCUGUUGAAAACGUGUAAUAACUGCUUGCUUUUAUCGGGCAGUAGAGAGAAUUUUGUGUUCCCUGUGGCCUUAAAGUGUGUUUACAUCAUUUGGUUAUGGUAUCUGUGAACCUAAGCAAUCUGUUGUAGUCCUUUUUAAAAUACUAUGUAGCAGUUCUCACUUGAAAUGCCAGUAAUUAAACAUGUCU